CCCUUCAGUUCCGUCCGGAAGGGAAAUGACGCCAGUGCAGAAAAUGGCGUCCAGACAAACUACUGACUGGUGAUGUUUGCUACCCCUUUAAUUUAGAGCCGAUUGUAGGCCUCGGAGAUAAGCCGAUGGAAGAACUGGCGAUGCACUUCAGCCGUCCGUUUUCCUGAUUCGGGAAUUCAACCCGCAACUCAUGUCUGCAGGAGCCGCCUGGCCGAAGAGGGGUUGGGGAGCAUCGCUGCGCCGAGAGCAAGGGAAACACAAACACAGGAGAUGUGAGCGUCCCCAAAGCGCGCUUCCAGUCAAGCCUGUGAUAUUUCCACCUGGCCCUAAAAGCUCUGUUCAGGUAAUUGACGCUCAGAAAAGGGACUUGUUAGAAUCUACUGGAUACAAGGGGCACUGUCCUCUGAUUGGUUCGAACAACCCCCUCUGACAUGCCCGUGGCCAAUCAGAGGUGUGCUAUGUCCGGGGGGGAUGUGGAGGUGUACCUGUCCCAGGUGCAUGAUGGGAGUGUGUCGUCUGGGUUCCGGGCGCUGUACGAGGAACGGCUCCUGCUGGACGUCACACUGCUGAUAGAGGAGCACCACUUCCAGGCCCACAAGGCUCUGCUUGCGACCCAGAGCGACUACUUCCGGGUCAUGUUCACGGCGGACAUGAGGGAGCGGGACCAGGACAAGAUCCACAUGAAGGGGCUGACGGCGGCCGGGUUCGGGCACGUCCUGCGCUUCAUGUACUACGGCUCGCUGGAGCUCAGCAUGCCCACGGUCCAAGAGAUCCUGCAGAAUUGGUUCAACAUGGAAACAGCUUCUAUGGCGGCCAUGUACGUGCAGCUGACGGAGGCGGUGGAGUUCUGCUGCUCCUUCCUGCUGGCCAAGAUCUGCCUGGAGAACUGCGCCGAGGUCAUGCGUCUCCUGGAGGACUUCAGCGUGGGCGUGGAGGGCGUCCAGGAGCAGCUCGACAACUUCCUCCUCCACAACUUUGUCCCGCUCAUGAGCCGGCCGGACUUCCUGUCCUACCUCAGCCUGGAGAGACUACAGGCGUACCUGGAGAGCGACGCCCUGAGUCGCUUCCCCGAGAUCGAGCUGUACGAGGCGGUCCAGUCGUGGCUCCGUCACGACCGGCGCCGCUGGAGACACACGGACACCAUCAUCCAGUCUAUCCGCUUCUGCCUCAUGACCCCCGCCAACAUCUUGGAGAAGGUGAAGACGUCUGAGUUCUACCGGUACUCCCGGCAGCUGAGGCAGGAGGUGGACCAGGCCAUCAGCUACUUCCACGACAUCAACCAGCAGCCUCUGGUGGACACGCGCGCCAACCGCAUCCGCUCGGCGCGCCCGCAGACCGCCGUGUUCCGCGGCAUGAUCGGACACAGCAUGGUCAACAGCAAGAUCCUGCUGCUGCACCGACCCAAGGUGUGGUGGGAGCUGGAGGGGCCGCAGGUGCCGCUGCGCCCCGACUGCCUGGCCAUCGUCAACAACUUUGCCUUCCUGCUGGGCGGCGAGGAGCUGGGCCCGGACGGCGAGUUCCACGCCUCCUCCAAGGUGUACCGCUACGACCCCCGGCAGAACUCCUGGCUGCGCAUGGCCGACAUGUCGGUGCCCAGGUCGGAGUUCGCCGUGGGCGUGAUCGGGAAGUUCAUCUACGCAGUGGCGGGGCGCACGCGGGACGAGACCUUCUACUCCACGGAGCGCUACGACAUCACGGAGGACCACUGGGAGUUCGUGGACCCCUACCCCGUCAACAAGUACGGCCACGAGGGCACGGUGCUCAACGGCAAACUAUACAUCACCGGCGGCAUCACCUCCUCCUCCACCUCCAAGCAGGUGUGCGUGUUCGACCCCGGCCGGGAGGCAGGUGGAGCAGCAGGAGCAGCAGCAGCAGGAGGCAGUGGUGUCAGUGGAGGAGGAGGAGGAGGAGGAGGAGGAGCAGUGGUGAGCAGCAGUUGCGGUGCUAGUAGUGGUGCGUCUGGAUGCGGGGGGGGAUCGGGCGGGGCGGAGGCGGCCCGCGUCCGCUCCGGCCGCAGCCCGCUCCUCCCCGGCGCGCACGCCAACUGCUGGGAGAACAAGUCCAAGAUGAACUACGCCCGCUGCUUCCACAAGAUGAUCUCGCACAACGGCAAGCUGUACGUGUUCGGCGGCGUGUGCGUCAUCCUGCGGGCCUCCUUCGAGUCGCAGGGCUGCCCGUCCACGGAGGUGUACGACCCCGAGACGGACGAGUGGACCAUCCUGGCCUCCAUGCCCAUCGGGCGCAGCGGGCACGGGGUGGCGGUGCUGGGCCGGCAGAUCAUGGUACUGGGCGGCCUGUGUUACAACGGCCACUACAGCGACUCCAUCCUCACCUUUGACCCCGAGGAGAACAAGUGGAAAGAGGACGAGUAUCCCAGGAUGCCUUGCAAACUGGACGGCCUACAGGUGUGCAGCCUCCAUUUCCCAGAGUAUGUGCUGGAACACGUGAGGCGCUGCAGCUGAGGUCGGCUCCGGCCCACGUUUUGGUGGAAAAGCUGAUUUUUUUUGUGGACUGGCUUAUCCCACUUGUAAGAUUAGGUUCAGUGUGUUUUGACGCACGGGCGUAUACACCUGUGGUGUUCACAGGCGUGUGUCCACACUCUGCAGAGUAUCAUGAGUGUUAAAGAUGACCAUGAGUUAAAACCAGAAACCAGGUUCUUCAUUCCUUAGUGAAAUCAGAACCGCGAGGGAUCAAAUGCAACGCUAUGCUGAGAACGGCGUCCGAUUGAGCAGUCAAGGGAAGCAAUGGGUUCGGUAUUUGGGUUCUUCUGCUGGUCAUGUUUUCCUAUUGUAAUACUCGCACUGAAACACACUCGAGGCAGUCGACUCAAUGGUUUUUAAAAUGUGCCACGGUUGAAGGCGCAUGGAUCUUUGUUUGUUUUCUAAGGGUCAGCUGCAGGCCAAAAAGGUUAUACUUGGCACUGCAGGAAUAGUAUUUGUAAAAAUCAGGGUGCAGUUCUUUGGUCAAACUGGGAAAAAUUCCGUUGAAGUGUCAGGAUUUUGGCCUCCAUACGUUUUGAGAAGAGGGGAAUGUACAGGAUUACAUAGAAUCAAAAAACAACUAUAAUCUGUUAUUUAUGAUUUCAAAAGGUCCUACCUGUUACUCAAUAUAUCGAAAUGCCAAAUAUUUGAAUGGCCUGUAAUGCAUAGCUCCAAACAUUGUAGGUAACAAAGCAUACAGGACGCUGUCAUUCAGAUAUCUUUAGACACAACAGCACUCUAUUAUCUACUAGUUGAUAUCCAAAAACGUGAGGCAGCUCGUGACUUUAGGCAACAUGCUUCAGAAGCUGCAUUGAGGCGUCUCCAUGGUGACGGCAGCUUAUGUACAUGCAUCCCAAAAUGGCUUCCGAUACGUUUGGGUCCCCGGCACGGGGACCCAAACGUGUCCCCGUGCCCCGUGUGUGUGUGUGUGUGUGUGUGUGUGUGUGUGUGUGUGUGUGUGUGUGACACACCACUGUCUGCUCAGACACAUGUGCACACUUGCAUCUUACUGCGUCAUGUGCCACAGGGGUCAUACUUGGUCAACAUCACUUGAGCUCUGGACUUAGUUUUUCGCUCUAUUUUUAUUUGUAUUUAUUUAAUAUUUCUUUUUGUACGGCGAAACCUCUAUUGUGCAUUUUAGAAAGAACAAAAAAGUCAGCCAACUGUUCCUUUUUACGCUACUAGUUCUCAUUUUCCUGGAACAUUUAAUUUGUCGAUGUCUAAUAUAUUUUCGUGUCAGUGUCUUAGCGUUCUGCUAUGGUUGUACCCGUGCAGGCUCACGGCGUAGCCGGACACCUCUCACUGAACCGUCUCUCUGGGCGCUGCGACCGGUAACCACCGCUUUUACUGGUGAUCCGGUGCCCCGUCAGGUACUGGUUGUACGUACUGUGUCAUACCCCUUUAACAUCUGAGCUUGAAACCUCUCUGCCCCCCCACCCCGUGCUAACUCGCCCUGAUCACAGCCAUGUCCACGGCUCCUCUCUGCAUAGGAGCAGGUUGCACUCACCCUUCUUAUCUGCUAUGCCGGUCUUACUCAUUGGGUCCCGCCCCAAAUCGGGCUGUGAAUCCAGUGGGUCGACGCACAGAACACUGAGGGAACUCUGAAAAGAGCCGCCACUCAGGUGUGCGCAGGGUUUUCUGUGUUGGCUGUGGGGUCCCGUGGACACUCUGAAGAUGGUCUUUUGAGAAUGGUUUAGGAACUCUUGCUCUAUGCCAACGUCCUCACGUCCUCGUCCAACGACGUCAUCGUUGAACUCCUAGGGAUAUCAGCCGUGUACGAGGCCCGUUAGGAUCAACCUCCCAUGCGAGAAAACCAGCAUAUUGUACCAAUAACGUGUUAAUGGGAGCGUUGUAGAAUGGUGUCUAGGAAACAGACAGGAAAAAACAUUGGGAUACAUGUAUCUUUCAUUUACAAGCUGAAAACCUUUUGGACCUUCUUUACAUCUCUCAUUAUCACACAUCAUUCCCAUCCAUGUUCUGUUCAACUUUUUUAUGAGCCUACGCUGAAAAGGGCUACAACGUUGGAGCACUGACGCAGUAUUCUUCAGUACUGUAGCUUUUGAAGCAUCCAGUUGCUGUGGCAACAGCUAUGCAGCAAGCAUCGCUCUGUUUAUGUUUUGCUUCUGCUUUUGCAUCCAAAGAGAGAAAUGCAUUUCCAGUUUGUUCAUCUUUUGUGUUGGAUGUAUGCUUGCUUACCAUGCAAACGGAGAGAGAAUGUUUAUUGUCAUCACUGUCAAGUAUUCAUCUCUUAUCUGUCAAAGCGAGUCGAACAAAGUGGAAAUGUACGAGCUUAGCGUUGGCAAGACCAGAGAAGAUGUACGUUUUGUGUUCUGCAUUUGUGAAGAUAGCUGACUGUUACACAAAUCACAUCCCAUCACCCUAAACCCCCCAUUCUGCUGUCUGGUAUACCUCUAGGCGUUGAUGCAGUAGUGCAUCGACGCCCGCAAGUCAUUCUGUAAUAUUGUUAUUUAUUGAAUAUAGAAACGUGAAGGUAUGAACGUCCAAAUCGGCGAUGAACUGGCAGUGAACAUCAUGGUCUUCGUGAUCACCGCUAGUCACUGCUGGGAAAAGAGUGAAUCAGGUCACCAAUAUGUUAUUGUAGUUUCUAUCUGAAGAGCAACAGUCAAUGCCCUAGUCACGGAUUAUGCCAAACUCAUGUCCUCAAACCGCUCCUUUUUAUUUAAUACUGAAGAUAUUUAACUACCCAAUAGUACUGUCCUUAUUUGAUGCACACUAUUUCAAAGCACGGCGACCUCAAGUCCUUCAUCCGUCUCAAAUCUCAAGUAGGAGAAGAAAACAUAAUAGGAUAACAAGGAUUAAGCAUACCCUGUUACAGUGACUGUAUUUGAGGAUGGAAGUUAAUUGAGAUCAGAUUAACGUAAUCAUAAUCUGAGUAGUACUUAUUUGGAACGAUUUGUAACUCUUUCCAGAAAUAAACGUUCGUAUUGAAAAAU
Molecule: messenger RNA, 5434 nt
Organism: Gadus macrocephalus (Pacific cod)
Lineage: Eukaryota; Metazoa; Chordata; Actinopteri; Gadiformes; Gadidae
Gene: klhl15
Product: kelch-like family member 15
Exons: 11
Coding region: 432-2462 (676 amino acids)
Biological process (GO): protein ubiquitination; nuclear protein quality control by the ubiquitin-proteasome system
Cellular component (GO): nucleus; Cul3-RING ubiquitin ligase complex
Molecular function (GO): protein binding
Source: RefSeq, a predicted model, not a curated record